AUGCCAGCAGAGGUGCUGGACGAGGCGCUGGUGACUAGCGCGCUCGACGAUGAGGAAGAUCGCAUGGACGGUAUGCAGCCAUCUGACACUCUUCGCAGUCUCAAUGAUGGCCAGCGAAUCGAAGGCAUGGACGAGUCAGGACAGGAAGACGAUGCGGGAGACUUUGACGACGAAGUCGAAAGGGAAGAGGACCUCGAGGAUGAAGCCUUCGAGGAGCUAGAUGACGGGAUCGACAGCCACGGCGUCAACAGCGAAGCGAGUGAAGCUGGACAUCAUCGACUUCGGGCACUCAGGCAGCUCAGUGGGAGCGAAGGUAGUGAGGUGGAACUGGUCGAGGGUGAGAUUGGUCGGGCCUUCUGA
Kalmanozyma brasiliensis GHG001 is the source of this 360-nucleotide messenger RNA. RefSeq lists its product as uncharacterized. The record is from RefSeq and is a predicted model, not a curated record. Bases 1 to 360 code for a protein of 119 amino acids. The transcript has a single exon. Lineage: Eukaryota; Fungi; Basidiomycota; Ustilaginomycetes; Ustilaginales.